Messenger RNA from Arabis nemorensis, 1038 nucleotides. Lineage: Eukaryota; Viridiplantae; Streptophyta; Magnoliopsida; Brassicales; Brassicaceae. The record is from the annotation of a GenBank genome assembly.
AUGGACUGUCCUAAGAAAGUCGUCUUGUUCAUACUCUCGUGCAUAGCAAUUUUGUUCAUCCACAAAAACCACGUUUCCUUAAACGUGACAGCAUCAAACGUCGGCUUGAACUACGGCCUCCUCGGAAACAACCUCCCAGCUCCGUCCGUUGUUAUCAGCCUUUACAAGUCAAUAGGUGUUACUAAAAUCCGAAUAUUCGAUCCGAACACGGACGUUCUCAACGCUUUACGUGGCCACCGCGAUAUUGGCGUCACCGUAGGCGUUAAGGACCAGGACUUGGCUGCUCUCGCGGCCAGCGAAGAAGCUGUUAAGGGCUGGUUUGCGACCAACAUUGAGCCCUACUUAGCUGACGUCAACAUCACGGUCAUUACCGUUGGUAACGAAGUCAUCCCUGGACCAAUCGGUCCUCAAGUGCUUCCUGUCAUGCAGUCUCUUACCAACCUCGUCAAGUCAAAGGGUCUUCCGAUCUCGAUCAGCACCGUGGUGUCUACGUCUGGGCUCGGCCAGUCGUAUCCACCUUCAGCGGGAAUGUUCACGCCCCAAGCGCGGGAACAACUAAUCCCAGUGCUUAAGUUUUUGUCUCAAACGAAUACGCCUAUCCUUGUCAACAUGUACCCGUACUUUGCUUAUGCGUCCAAUCCCAUCAACAUCAGUCUCGACUAUACCAUCUUCAAUACCGAAGCGGUUGUGGUCCAGGACGGACCAUUGGGAUAUUCAAACAUAUUUGAUGCGAUUUUCGACGCGUUUGUGUGGGCAAUGGAGAAAGAAGGAGUGAAGGAUUUAUCCAUAGUGGUAUCAGAGACCGGAUGGCCUUCCGCGGGUAACGGGGAGUUGACAACGCCAGAUAUCGCGGCUAAAUACAACGGAAAUUUUGUGAAACAUAUUAAAAGCGGUAAGGGAACACCGAAAAGGCCUAACAGUAGCAUGGAUGGGUAUCUAUUCGCGACUUUUAACGAGAAUCAGAAGCCAACCGGUACAGAACAGAAUUUUGGGUUAUAUGAUCCUAUUGAUAUGAAACCCAUCUACAAGUUGUUUUGA